This is a messenger RNA of Octodon degus (degu), 2021 nucleotides long. RefSeq names its product tetratricopeptide repeat domain 8 (gene Ttc8). Lineage: Eukaryota; Metazoa; Chordata; Mammalia; Rodentia; Octodontidae. Gene Ontology annotation, cellular component: ciliary basal body; BBSome; non-motile cilium. Gene Ontology annotation, biological process: non-motile cilium assembly. The transcript has 14 exons. Gene Ontology annotation, molecular function: protein binding. The record is from RefSeq and is a predicted model, not a curated record. Bases 75 to 1592 code for a protein of 505 amino acids.
UGACGCGGCGCUGCCAUCCCCGCCCACCGUCCUCCCGCCGGACCCCGUUCCUCCGCUGGACGACUUGGGCCACGAUGGGCUCCGACAUGGAGCCGCUGCUCCUGGCCUGGAGCUAUUUUAGGCGCAGGAAGUUCCAGCUCUGCGCUGAUCUGUGCACGCAGAUGCUGGAAAAAUCCCCUUACGAUCAGGCAGCUUGGAUUUUAAAAGCACGAGCUCUAACUGAAAUGGUGUACAUAGAUGAAAUUGAUGUCGAUCAGGAAGGAAUUGCAGAAAUGCUUCUGGAUGAAAAUGCAAUUGCUCAGGUUCCACGCCCUGGAACAUCUUUGAAACUCCCUGGAUCUAGUCAGACGGGAGGGCCUAGUCCAGCUAUCAGGCCAGUCACUCAAGCAGGAAGACCCAUUACAGGCUUCCUCAGGCCCGGCACACAGAGCGGAAGGCCGGGAACCAUGGAGCAGGCCCUCAGGACGCCCAGAACCACGUACACAGCACGCCCCAUCACGGGCUCUUCGGGAAGAUUCAUCAGGCUUGGGACGGCCUCGAUGCUUACAAGUCCUGAUGGACCAUUUAUAAAUUUAUCUAGACUGAAUUUAACAAAAUAUUCCCAGAAACCUAAAUUGGCAAAGGCUUUGUUUGAAUAUAUCUUUCAUCAUGAAAAUGAUAUUAAGACGGCUUUGGAUCUGGCCGCCCUUUCCACGGAACAUUCUCAGUACAAGGACUGGUGGUGGAAAGUACAGAUUGGAAAAUGCUACUACAGGUUAGGAAUGUAUCGUGAAGCAGAAAAACAGUUUAAAUCAGCCCUGAAGCAGCAGGAAAUGGUAGAUACAUUUCUCUAUUUGGCAAAAGUUUACAUGGCGUUGGACCAACCUGUAACUGCUUUAAACCUUUUUAAACAAGGCUUAGACAAAUUUCCAGGGGAAGUAACCCUGCUCUGUGGCAUUGCCAGGAUCUAUGAGGAAAUGAACAAUAGCUCCUCAGCAGCGGAAUACUACAAAGAAGUGCUGAAACAAGACAAUACUCACGUGGAAGCCAUCGCGUGCAUUGGCAGCAACCACUUUUAUUCUGAUCAGCCAGAGAUAGCGCUCCGGUUUUACAGGCGACUCUUGCAGAUGGGCGUUUAUAACUGCCAGCUUUUAAACAAUCUAGGGCUAUGCUGCUUUUAUGCCCAGCAGUAUGAUAUGACUCUGACCUCGUUUGAACGUGCCCUUUCUCUGGCAGAAAAUGAGGAAGAGACGGCCGAUGUCUGGUAUAACGUGGGACACGUAGCUGUGGGCAUAGGAGAUGUGAAUCUGGCCCACCAGUGCUUCAGGCUGGCUCUGGUCAGCAACAACCAUCACGCUGAAGCCUACAACAACCUGGCAGUGCUGGAGAUGCGGAAGGGCCACGUCGAACAGGCAAGAGCACUAUUGCAAACUGCGGCGUCUUUGGCGCCCCAUAUGUAUGAACCACAUUUUAAUUUUGCGACGAUAUCUGAUAAGAUUGGAGAUCUACAGAGAAGUUAUCUUGCUGCCCAGAAAGCAGAAGCAGCGUUUCCUGAUCAUGUGGAUACACAACAAUUAAUCAAGCAGUUAAAGCAGCAUUUUGCUAUGCUCUGAUUGUUCCCGAGAGCAAGUAUGUUCUUAUGGAAGGACAUUAUACAGCAGAGAGAAUGUGUGUGCAUCUAUAUCUUAAUACCUGCGACGCGGAAGGUGUAUAGGAGAGUUUUCACUAGAAUGUAUAAGGAAAACUUCGCAGCAAGAAAAUUUUAUAAAACAACAUUGUGAAAUACAGGAUUAAAGUAUUUACAAAUAGAUCAUGGAACCGCUCACAAUGUAUGGUAAAUGUUUGUAUUCACCAUAUUAUAUUUACCAUAUUAAUGAUUUCCUCAACUUUUCGUAAGUGUAGAUUUGUAAAAUCUAUAAGCACCAGGCAUCAUAUCACUUAAGAAGUCUGGACUCUGCCUUUAAAACCAAUAGUGUGUCUUUAUCCUACGUAGAGAAGAAAAAUUAUUUUUCAAGCUUUUUAAAUCAAAUACUUGAAAAAAA